GACAUCAUUCAAGUGCUUACAGAUGCCAAGGAGGUGGUAUGCUCCAUCAUUCAAGUGCUUACAGAUGCCAAGGAGGUGGUAUGCUCCAUCAUUCAAGUGCUUACAGAGACCAAGUAGGUGGUAUGCUCCAUCAUUCAAGUGCUUACAGAGACCAAGUAGGUGGUAUGCUCCAUCAUUCAAGUGCUUACAGAGACCAAGUAGGUGGUAUGCUCCAUCAUUCAAGUGCUUACAGAGACCAAGUAGGUAGUAUGCUUCAUCAUUCAAGUGCUUACAGAGACCAAGUAGGUGGUAUGCGCCAUCAUUCAAGUGCUUACAAUGACCAAGUAGUUGGUAUGCUCCAUCAUUCAAGUGCUUACAGAGACCAAGUAGGUAGUAUGCUCCAUCAUUCAAGUGCUUACAGAGACCAAGUAGGUGGUAUGCGCCAUCAUUCAAGUGCUUACAAUGACCAAGGAGGUGGUAUGCUCCAUCAUUCAAGUGCUUACAGAGACCAAGUAGGUGGUAUGCUCCAUCAUUCAAGUGCUUACAGAGACCAAGUAGGUGGUAUGCUCCAUCAUUCAAGUGCUUACAGAUGCCAAGGGGGUGGUAUGCUCCAUCAUUCAAGUGCUUACAGAUGCCAAGGAGGUGGUAUGCUCCAUCAUUCAAGUGCUUACAGAUGCCAAGUAGGUGGUAUGCUCCAUCAUUCAAGUGCUUACAGAUGCCAAGUAGGUGGUAUGCUCCAUCAUUCAAGUGCUUACAGAUGCCAAGUAGGUGGUAUGCUCCAUCAUUCAAGUGCUUACAGAUGCCAAGGAGGUGGUAUGCUCCAUCAUUCAAGUGCUUACAGAUGCCAAGGAGGUGGUAUGCCCCAUCAUUCAAGUGCUUACAGAUGCCAAGGAGGUGGUAUGCCCCAUCAUUCAAGUGCUUACAGAUGCCAAGUAGGUGGUAUGCUCCAGAGAAACAGAAAUACAGCAAAGCACUUUUUCAAACUAACAUAAAAAAGAAAACAAAUAAAAACAUGGGAACACAUUUAUUUUGAAAUGUACUUAUGAUGUGAUAGUGUACUGUCUGUAAACUGCGAGAAGUACUUUGUAUAUUGCCAAUGAUAUGAAUAUUUAUUUGGUACCUGUGUUUUUUAAAUUAUUGAUGAGAUUGUUUCUACAUUUACCAAUGUUAUUAUUUUUUACUUUGUUGUAACCAACCAGGCGUACCCCUCACUCAAAUGUAUGGUAACAAGAGAUGUUGUCAAAACAAAUGGUCAAUCUGGCUUGUCAAACAUUACUUCGUUUUGUUAAUUGGUGUAACUGGCUAGUGCAACUGAACAGACAAAACACAUAAAAUGUACUUAUCAAAUCCUCUUUUUCCAUUUUUGGGCAUGAGCUCACACUCAACUGACUCCAUUUUGUCCUGCCCAUGACCAUGUUUUGUACUUCAACCCAGGUUGGGAUAAUCUCUUGUCAGUUUUGACACCACUGUACCUACACCAAUUAGGCCUAGCUUUGGCCUUCCAUGUUGCUCAUAGAUUGCCGUUCUGUUCAGAGCAUGGGGGAUACAGCUUCGUUCCACUCUAUGUUAACACAAAUAUGUAAUUGUCAUGAUUUUCUUUUCACCACCAAUCAAUUAUUUUAUGGUGAAUGUUGAGUCAUGAGGCUAUUGUGAACACUGUAACAUGUAAACAAUAAACUAUCGAGUAUUUGUUUUAAUGUCA
Molecule: messenger RNA, 1681 nt
Organism: Oncorhynchus mykiss (rainbow trout)
Lineage: Eukaryota; Metazoa; Chordata; Actinopteri; Salmoniformes; Salmonidae
Source: RefSeq, a predicted model, not a curated record